AUGCGGCUAACAGCCGAUCUUAUCAACAACUCCCUCUCAUAUCUAAACCCACUCAAAGAGCGCGAGCUCGACCUCCGAGGCCACAAAAUCCCCACGAUUGAGAACCUGGGCGUCGCGGGCCCGCAAGAUGCGAUCGACUUCACCGACAACGACAUCACCACCUUGGCCGGGUUCCCCCUUUCUCCGCGCCUCAACACCCUACUCUGCGCCAGAAAUCGCAUCCAGGCUGUCGACAGGCGCGUCGCCGAGCAGAUCCCGAACCUCACGACCUUGGUCCUCACGGCGAAUCGUGUCAAAGAGCUGGGUGAUGUCGAGGGCCUCAGUCGGUGUCAUGCACUGGUGCAUUUGAGCUUACUGGAGAAUCCGGUCACGAGGAAGGAGCACUACAGACUCUACCUGAUCUGGUCGAUACCGUCACUCCGGUUCUUAGAUUUUCAACGCGUACGAGAUGCCGAGCGACAGAAGGCGAAAGAACUCUUUGGAACGGCGGCAGAGCCGACGGAACUGGCGUCCAAGAUCAAAGGGGCCAAAACGCGGUCAUUUGACGUUGGGGCUGCCAGUGGUGGCGCCGCAACGACGGGGACUGCAAAUGGAAAAGACGAGACCGGUGGGCGAAAUGGUGUGCGCACGCAGUUGACCGACUCGGAGAAGAAGCGCGUGCAGGAGAUGAUCAAGAAUGCGAAGAGUUUGGCUGAUAUUACGCGCAUCGAGAAGGAUCUCGCGGAAGGUAGGAUCCCUGCUGGUGCCGCGGAUGCGGAUCGUAUGGUAUCGUGA
Exophiala aquamarina CBS 119918 is the source of this 774-nucleotide messenger RNA. Its product is annotated as U2 small nuclear ribonucleoprotein A'. Gene Ontology annotation, biological process: mRNA splicing, via spliceosome. Lineage: Eukaryota; Fungi; Ascomycota; Eurotiomycetes; Chaetothyriales; Herpotrichiellaceae. The transcript is spliced from 3 exons. The record is from RefSeq and is a predicted model, not a curated record. Gene Ontology annotation, molecular function: protein binding; U2 snRNA binding. Gene Ontology annotation, cellular component: U2 snRNP. The coding region runs from base 1 to 774 and encodes 257 amino acids.